GGGAGGGGGGUGGGGGGCAGACAGCGAGAGAGCACGAGGGAGAGAGCAAUGCACACAGAGAUAUCUUGAGUUAAGCGAACAAACGGCAUCUUUGUUCACUGGGGGAGAGCGAUGGCACUGUGGAUGGAGGUUCCUCUGGAAGUUGGAUUGUGCAGCGAUGGUCUCACACACACAUGAACGCCUGGAAACCCAACCGUUGAAAAGGACGGGAGCUCCAGUUACAGGGGAGAGCCGGUCUGGGGCGGGAGAGCGGGGGAGAGGGGGAGAGGGGGAGAGAGGGGGAGACACACCCCAUCUCUCGGACCAUUCCACCAGCGCUGAAGAUGUCCGGAGCUGCGGUGCGGGAGGAGGGACGCAGUGUCGGUGCGGAUGGGACAGUGGGAGCCACACACUCGCAGCUGCCGAGGCUGUGAAGGUCUAAUCUGGACAUUGGCUGCCCACACACCUCUCUAACGGGACUACCAUGGAAAAGUUCACGUUCGCCUUUCUGCUGGUAGGAAGCUUAGCAGCCGGGUCCGAAGCCUGCCCUUUCCACUGCACUUGCCAGAACCUGUCUGAGUCGCUGAGCACUCUGUGCGCUAACAAGGGGCUGCUCUUCAUCCCAAUAAACAUCGACCGGAGGACCGUGGAGCUCCGACUGGCUGACAACUUCCUGCGGGUGAUCGCCCAGCCUGACUUCCUCAACAUGUCGGGUCUGGUGGACCUGACACUGUCCAGAAACAUCAUCAGCCUGGAGCCCUUCGCCUUCGGGGACCUGGAGAGCUUGCGCUCGCUCCACCUGGACAGCAACCGGCUGAUCAGGAUCCACGAGGACAGCCUUCGGGGGCUAAUAAACCUCCAGCACCUGAUCAUCAACAACAACCAGCUGAUCAACAUCGCCCUGUCGGCCUUCGACGACUUUGUGGUGACCCUCGAGGACUUGGACCUUUCCUUCAACAACCUGCAGCGCGUGCCGUGGGAGGCCAUCCAGAGCAUGGUCAACCUGCACAUGCUCAACCUGGACCACAACCUGAUCGACUACAUCAUGGCCGACACGUUUGCGGAGCUAUUUAAGCUGGCUCGCCUGGACAUGACAUCUAACAGGCUGCAGACUCUGCCCCCAGACUCUCUGUUCUCCCGCUCCCAGACUGGAGUUAUAAAUCCCACCCCGUACACCUCUAUCAUUAUCCUGAACUUCGGGGGGAACCCUCUGCACUGCAACUGUGAGCUGCUGUGGUUGAGACGCCUGGUGCGAGAGGACGACAUGGAGACGUGUGCCUCCCCUGCUCACCUGGCCGGCAGGUAUUUCUGGUCUAUCCCCGAGGAGGAGUUUAUCUGUGAGCCUCCUCUCAUCACCAGACACACACACAAGGUGUGGAUCCUGGAGGGGCAGCGAGCUACGUUAAAGUGCCGAGCCAUCGGGGAUCCCGAACCCAUUAUCCACUGGGUCUCGCCCGAGGAUAAGAUCGUGUCUAACUCCUCCAGGAUAGUGUCCUACAGGAACGGCACGCUCGAUAUCCUGGUCACCACCAUGAGAGAAGACGGAGUCUACACUUGCUUUGCCACCAACGCGGCUGGUGAAUCGACGGCACUGGCAGACUUGAAGAUCAUCCCCCUCCCUCACCGCGGCAACGGGACCCUACAGAUCCUGCACCACGAUCCGGGCUCCUCGGACAUCAGCACCUCCACUAAACCCGUGACCAACAGCACAGGCAGGAGCAGGCCCCGGGACAAGACGGUGUCUGUGACUGACGUGACCGGCACCACAGCUCUCAUUCGCUGGGCACAGAGCAAGUCUCCCCACAUCGUGUGGAUGUACCAAAUCCAGUACAACUGCUCCAUCGAUGAGACACUUGUGUACAGAAUCAUCUCGUCGAAGAGCAAGGCUUUUAUCUUGAAGAACCUCAUCUCAGGUGUGGACUAUGACCUCUGUAUCCUGGCCAUCUACGACGAUUCGGUGACGCAGCUGGCAGCCACCAAGGUGGUGGGCUGCAUCCAGUUCAGCACCCACGAGGAGUACCCCCACUGCCACCUACUGCACGCCCACUUCCUGGGGGGCACACUGACUGUCAUCGUGGGGGGCAUCAUCGUGGUCACGCUGCUGGUCUUCACCGUGAUCAUGAUGGUCAAGUACAAGGUAUGUGGCAGUGCCCGCUGUGAGGUGCCCAAGCUCACCGAUGUGUACUCACAAACCAACGGCAGCCAGACCACGGUGCCCAAUGGGAUGGUGUCCGCCCAGAGGAUUACAGUGCUCAACACCAGAGGGCAGCCGACAGGCGGAGUGCCAGUGCCAGACCUCUCCUCUGCCAACCUGCCUCGCCAGGAGUCUCGCAAAGCGCCACCGUACAGCGCCAAGACUCAGAGAAAAAGGUAUAAGUGCAAGCAGAGGGGCGAGGGGGAUGGCGAGCUGGCCACACUGGGCUGUCAGGGGGGAGAGGGUCCUGGUGAGAGAACCGCGUUGGCCAAGCAGCCCUGCCCCCAAUCCUCGGAGAUGCCCAAAACCAAGCGCAGCUGCUCGUUUGACAUGGGGGACAUUGGUGCCACCACCUGCUACAGCUACGCCAAGCGCUUUAGCGUGAUCUGGACUAGACGUAGCCAGUCGGUUCAUGGCAUGUUAGUGCAGUAUGCCACCGAGGGAGAAGUCAUGGGGAAAAAGAAAACCUUCUACAAUUCUGACGAGCUGGAGGAGAGCAUAGUCUGAGAGGAACUGAGAACAUGGGACAAGGAUCCUCGCACUGGAUACAGCGCCUUAUCACGUCUUUGAGACGUCGCAAAGCGCUUCACAGGA
Callorhinchus milii (elephant shark) is the source of this 2767-nucleotide messenger RNA. RefSeq names its product leucine-rich repeat and fibronectin type-III domain-containing protein 4. The record is from RefSeq and is a predicted model, not a curated record. Gene Ontology annotation, molecular function: protein binding. NCBI's taxonomy places the organism in Eukaryota, Metazoa, Chordata, Chondrichthyes, Chimaeriformes, Callorhinchidae.